AUGUACGAACGCAUUAUCGAGGAUGCACCACUAUUCAUUCACAGAGGAUUUCUCGUUGACACUGCCAAACAUUAUAUCAGUGUUGAUGAGAUUGUGAUGUUCAUUGAUGCAAUGGCGGUUGUGAAAAUGAAUGUAUUUCAUUGGCAUAUGACGGAUGACAGUUCAUUCCCCUAUGUGUCAUCCACAUAUCCUCGACUCUCCCGAGAAGGUGCGUAUCAUCCACGGAAGUUGGUUUAUGAGAAUGAAGAUGUUGUUCGUGUGAUAGAGUACGCUCGUCUACGUGGGAUACGUGUGAUGGUGGAAUUUGAUACCCCGAGUCACACAAAGUCAUGGGAAAAAAGUUAUCGUGGAAUGCGGACAAAAUGUUCUUCUGGAAGUCAAUUAGGCCCAUUCAACCCUGCACGUGAGGCCAACUUUAAAAUUCUGAAAGCGUUUUUCAGAGAAGUGACGUCAGUAUUCCCAGAAGCAUAUAUCCAUUUGGGUGGUAACGAUGUUUCCUUCUCAUGCUGGGAAUCGAAUGCUGGAAUUUCGGAUUUCAUGAAGCUGAAGAAAUUCGGUGAUGACUACGGGAAACUUGAAUCGUAUUACUUUGACCGACUCAUUGAAGCUAUUCAAUCAGUUCAACCAGAGGGACACGCGAUUACACCAGUGGUUUCGAAUGAAGUAUUUCACAAUGGUUAUCGUCCGAAUAAGACCAUUGUGAUGCACGUCUGGCAGGGCAUAAAUUGGCCGAAUAUUGUUAAAUCUAUAACAUCAACUGGUUAUCGAGUUAUAGUUUCGGCAUGUUUGCAAAUCUCUCCUUCAAACCAGGCAACUCGAUGGUAUGAUUAUCAUAACUGUGAUAUUGCAGCAUUUGAAGGUACUGAGGAAGAGCAGAAAUUGGUGAUUGGUGGAGAAGCCAUUGUAUCUGGAGAAAAUGUGGACGAUACAAAUCUCUUCACGCGCGCAUGGCCUGAAGGUGCAGUCAUAGCCGAUCGUCUGUGGUCACAUGAUCAGUCCACCAUUGUUGAAAUGAAACAAAUACUGGAUGAACUGCGUUGUUAUAUGAGAGAAUUAGGAUUCAAAGUGAAACCGUUAGAUGAACCGAAGAGUUGUUUACAACCAUAA
Trichobilharzia szidati is the source of this 1107-nucleotide messenger RNA. The record is from the annotation of a GenBank genome assembly. Lineage: Eukaryota; Metazoa; Platyhelminthes; Trematoda; Strigeidida; Schistosomatidae.